GGAUUACAGCUAUCUGUUUAAACAGCUGCAAUAAUUGUUUUAAUCAUUAGCUACUUCUUGCCUUAAGUAAGUUUCCGAAAUUACUAUUUCCAAAAUAAUGUUUUCUUUGAAAGUGAUUAGCGACCAAAACAAAUCAUAUGGACAGGGAAUAUGACUGUGUCACACAGGUUAGUAAAACAACUGAUGGAUCGAUUACCAGUCGGUGAACGUGGUCUUGAGACAAACAUCGCAGACAUCGUCCCAGCCAACAGCAGCUUACACCUUGGAUAAUCAUUGUUUAUCAUUUGUGGACAUGACAGCGAGUCGUCUGGUUAUUUUGCUGUUGACAGCACUCUGUUUUCUGUUUUUUCGGCCGUCAACAUUGGGGCAAGAAAUAAGAAUUGGAGCCUUGAUUCCAUGGAACGGAACGUGGCAAGUUGGACCAAGAAUGGCUUCCGCUUUGCUUGUCGCUUUCGACACGAUUAAAUACAAAAUGAACCUUCUUCCAGAUUAUAACUUAACUUACGAAUGGAAGGAUAGUGAAUGCAGCACUGGGGCCACCCUAAGAGCAAUGGCUGACUUGCAAACAAAAAUACCAAAUAUACACGCUUACAUUGGACCCGCAUGUUCCAUUGGCUGUUUGCCGGGAGGUUUUCUGGCAGCGCACUGGAAUAAUCCUAUGAUUUCUUUCGGUUGUGGUGAGUCCACUUUAUCAAACAAACUUAAGUAUCCUACGUUUGUUCGAACGGUUGGUACGUACGUAGAAACUGGAAAGUUUUUCCUCGAAAUCAUGAAAAAAUAUAACUGGACCCAAGUUGCCAUUGUGUCCUCCACAGAGAGUAUUUGGUCGCAAACUGCUAGUUUUAUAAAGGAAGAAAUCGACGAUGUCAAAGGUGGUGGAUUUUCGGUGUCUUAUUUUCAUGUAUUUAGCCCAGGCAUUACAACAGAUGAACAACUGAAGGGCAUGUUUCGUUCCGCAAGAGAAGUGGCCCAUGGUAAGUAAGAAAUUUUCCUAUCAAAUGGUUCAACGUUUAAUAUUCUACCGAUAACUGGAUUAAUACCACGAAAAUAACCUGAAUUUUGCGGUGACAAAAAGAAAAACAUAAACAAAGUCAUUUUCGCGGCACUGUUUGGUAAUGAGUCAUUUGAAUAUGUUGCUAAUGUUUUGUCGCUUUUUAUCAUUAUGCAUAAAGGACAAAAAGAUAUUUCACAGCUACAUUUAUUAAUAUUGUUAUCAUUUGUAAGUCUUAAAUCCACUUUAAACAGGAAAUUUUUUUGGUAACCCCUUUUCAAUCCACAGCAUUAAAAAGCUUGUGGUUGUGGUGUCGAUUUUUCCAUGAUUUCCGUAACAGAGAUUAAUUACUACAAUUACGGUUUCAUGCGUCCCCCAUAGAAAUCCUAUUUAUGCUUUAACAAGAAAAUUUAAUAUUAUUUAUCUCAAUUAUUGCUGAAAAGAAAAAUUAAUUUGCCCAAAACUUUCAGUCCGGCUUUUUUUUUUUAUAAAUGAACACUUCUCCCGGAGCUCUUUGGAUCAUUGAUUUUCGAACAGACGGCGAAUGUAAGUUUACAUUCGAUAUUCUGUAUGGAAGGCAAUAUCUAGUCAUCUAGUGACUUCGAAAGGAAGUUCCACACCAGGAAAACUCUCUAUGUGAUCUAAGUGCCUACUUUGUUUCAAUACCAAAAUCAAGGGGCGCCUAAUCAAAUGAACUAUAGGGUACCGGACCGCAUGUGGGAACACUUGAAAACGGGAACACUCGAAUGACCUAAAAUUAUGCAUUGAAGUGUCUUCAUUCGAUAAAUUUAGUUGCAAAAUAUUUAUUUUUUAGGCAAAUGACUAAAUGAAAAAAUAAUUCCUAAAACUACAAAUGGAUUUGCUACUGUCCCAACGAAACAACAUCUAUCUUUGAAAACCUAGGAAAUUUAACAACCUUUCACCAAAUGUCGCGUUUUAAAACCACUCCAGCUGGGUUGUAUAAUUUGAACCAUUGACAUUUACCGGACGUAAUUUCGUGCCAAACUCCGCGUUUGCCAAAAGCAAUUUAAACUUUUGUCGUUUUUAUUGACAUGUAUUAUUAAAUCUGAUAACGAAUAAAAUAAACAACGGCUGGUAAUAGCGACGGAAAGUAAACGUCGAUGUAUAAUUAUAUAUUUUGAGACAGAAAUGCCUUAAAAUUUCGAAAAGAAGCCCCUCAGAAUAUGAGCCAAAAGUAAUUCGAGAUGUGAAAAAGGUUCCAGUUCAGACCCUCGGCCUAAUAUAGCCUUCAAGAUGGGUGCCUAUAUUAAAGAAUUCACUGCUUAAAUGCAAAAUAAGCCAUAAAUGAGUUUUCACAUGUUAGGCUUCUAUUAAAAGCCUGGAGUUGCUUUGAGUAAGCGAUGCUUUCUUAAUUGAUCUGCUCUCUUUUGUUUUUUUCCGAAUUCAAGGGGGAUGAGCGUUAAAUAAAAAGAAAAAGUUCCAUGACAGUACGUGUAUAAACUGAAAGGAAAAAAUUCGUGCUCUCUCAUGAAAACGUGCUUGAAAAUUUAACACAGGAGUUGUUUAUGGAACGCGAGAAGAAUAUUUUAAGAUAAUUGGCUUCACUACUCCUCUUUAGUGCAAAACAUUUACGUAAUAGCUAUUGAAAGGAAUCAUUAAGGUUUUAAUUGGCACAGGUAAAAAAUUUCAGCUAUUUUUAGUGUAUAUAAUUUAGCAAGUUACGGGGAUUAAUGCUUCCUGAAAUGCGUAUAAAUUGAAAAUGGAUAGAAGACUUACUAAUUCAUAAACAAUCUUAACAACUUAAUUUGAAUACAAAAGAGUCCAGGUUUUAGUUUAAAUAAAUAAAGCGCACUUGUCUAUUUUCACUUUUGUUUUUUCCCUUUUCAAUUUGGCAAAGGAAACAUUUCAGGCUAUUUUUAGUGUAAUUUAGCAAGCUGCGAAGGUUAAUUUUCAAACGCGUAUACGUUGAAAAUGGAUGGAAGACUUACUUAUUCACAGACAACCUUAACAAGUUAAUCUGAAUACAAAAGAGUCGAUUUUAGUUUCAAUAACUAAAGCGCACUUGUCUAUUUUCACUUUUGUUUUUCUCCUUUUUAACUUGGCAAAGGAAAAUUUCAGGCUAUUUUUAGUGUAAUUUGGCAAGUUGCGAAGGUUAAUUUUCAAAUGCGUAUACGUUGAAAAUGGAUAGAAGACUUUUUUAUUCACAGACAACCUUAACAAGUUAAUCUGAAUACAAAAGAGUUGGUUUUACUUUAAAUAAAUAAAGCGCACUUGUCUAUUUUCACUUUUGUUUUUUUCGUUUUUAACUUGUCGUUUUUUCGGUCUCUUUCAACCUUGUGUGACAUCACCUAUUCCAGGAUAGUCAAACUUCGGAUGAUAGGAAAAAUACCUGAUUACUGAAAUCAUAUAGUUAAAACCACUUUCGAUGCACAUACUGAUCCAAUCUUUCAAAAUCUUGGUAUCUUAAAAUUUCAUGAUAUAUACUUAAUACAACUAGGCUUAUUCGUGUACUCCUAUCAAAACCAUACUCUACCUUUAAAAUUUCAUUGUAAAUUUACUUUACAAAGUCAAAUUCAUUCGCGUAAUACAAGAAACUGGUGUAAAUUUCGUCUGCCUUUCUGUCGUACUCGAACCAAACAAUUUUCCGUUUUUAUCAAGGACCUAAAUUUUACAACACCUUAAACACCAACAUCAUCAACGGUUCCUCACCUUUUUCCUUUUAAAGAGAACUUAUAAGGCAUUUAUUUGUAAUAAUUAUUAGUAUACUCCAACAGAAAUCUUGCGAAAAAGCCUUUUAAUAUUCAACAUUAUUUGUAAACUUCCGUAAUAUUGAUUAGUUUAAUUUUCCACCUGAUACUAUUUUGUAUCCGUCGCCGUAAUUUUUAUGCCAUCUUCGAAAAAUUGUCAUUGAGGAGGCCUAAUUAACAUAAGCUCUAUAGUUUCCUUUAGGCCUCCUCGCCAUUUCUUCCUACUUUUUUUUUGGCAUUUCUUUGUAAUUAUUGUAAUCGUGUGGCAAAUAAAUAAAUACAAAUACAAAUCAUGCAAAGAGGGUCUCGGCUGUUGUGUCCGUACAAUGCUUGAGAAAAUGGCCCGAAAAUUUCGCACGCUUUGCGGAUGCAAAAUAGCUGAAUUACAUCCUCAAAACGAUAGCAGGCCGCAAGAAACAGACUACACGAAAUGAAACAUAUUCGCUCGUUUUUAUGAAACUGCCCCGAAAGUGGCAUAUGUUUUUAAAACAGUCUAUUUAAAAGUUAGCAUAUUGCGCAAUAAAACAAUUUUUGUAUUGAGCUUUGGUUAUAUGAUUUGAAUAAUUAUGCAAAUCUCGUAGUUUGUUCCCGUCUUAGGGCCUGUUUACAUGGAGGUGGGGUCCUCAGGUAGGUGAGGUAACGCACCUGUCCAUGUAACCUCUCAUCUUAAUUUGAUAACAUUUACAUAAUAGGUGGAAUGACCCGCCAAGGUGGGUAGCGCGGUCUGCCAGACCGGGUAACCCUCUCAAGGGAGCAUCAAAUUUUGCCAUGUGAACGUUUCAAGGUGGGGUAACCCGCCUUGUCGGGGUGGAAUUCGUGAUACAUCAAAUUCGGGCAAAAUUCCCUUUGGCGGUGGCUUUGCAUCAUUAUUAAAGGUUAAAAUAUAAAGCCACAGCACUGACGGUUGCAGCAAGAGCAGCAAGUGAGUGUAGAGGAGCAUUAAUCACCCCAACACGUGGUUUGCCAGCAUUUUUUCUUGUCGCGUGCUUGGCGACCAUUCAAUAAUCUUGAGAAAGUGCACCCUAGGAUGGAGGGGUUGUAAAGGAAGGUUAAUUUUUAACCCCUUCUAAGUGGGUUACCUCACCUACCUGGUGUCCCCCAACUCCAUGUAAACAGGCCCUUAGACCAGAAAAUAACCUUCUUGAUCUGCAUAAUUAUUCACAUCAUGCUCACCCUCAUCCAAUAAUUGCUAAUUAUGCUCUCCACAUCCACUUCUUAGUGUUUAUUCUCCUCGGUUAUGGAACUUCCGUGCGACAAAUGAUGCUCAACUUGUACGACUUGGGAAUGGUAACCACAGGGUUCGCCUAUUUUACUUUUGAUAUAACUAUUGACACCUGCAAAGGGAAUGACGGAAGGGAUAAAGAUGCAUGUGAAGCGUUUGAGGGCAUCAUGGACAUUUCCAACUACAUUCCUGCUACCCCAGAAUAUAAGGCCUUCGAGAAAAAAGUUCGACAAAAAAUGCCCCUGUUUGCGGGACUUGGAUAUCAUAUGCCCCCAGAUGAGGAGGUAAGUUAGUCUAAAUUUCUUUGCUUUCACUUAACUUCUUUGCUUUCACUUAACAAGAGGAUAGAGGGGUAGCCUAUAGUAGCAAAGCUUGCUUUCUAUCCCUGUAACAUAGCGUAGCGGGAGAGAAUCUCAUUGUCUGUUGAGCGUAGCUGUUGCUUUAAAACAAAUCUGUGCCCUUCUCAAUAAAGAAAAGGAGGGAAAGAAAAAAAAAUAGAGAACAUCAUAUUCGCUUUGCGUAGCCUGGGUUUGAACCAAAGCCCGGGUUUUAAAAGUAAAUCAUCUGAAAACAGCCAUGGAUCUGGUUUGAUUGCGUUUGGGCUCAUCAGCAUGGCAUAGCCGACCAUCUGACGAAACUGGAAUCAAAAGUCCACCUAUCCGUCUGCCCAGGCGAUAAAGAUCUGCAUACAUUUUUUCUUCUCAUGUUCGUAGACCCUUUCUUUCUGACGAUUCUAGGGAGAAAUUUUUUUUUUUAAAAAAAUUUAAAACUCAUCAUAGCAUCAGGGAACGCUUCGAUUUGGCUCUUCAAAUCAUCUCAAUUCUGAAUGCUGAUUAGAGAAUAAAAAGACAUGCUGGAAAUUCGCUCCACACGUACAAAAGAGAAAACAAAAUCAGGUAAGGGCGGGGAGUGAGUAAUACCUUCACCCUUCAGAACAGUCCGAGAUUAUCAAUAAAAGCACUGGCUCUAACUUCUGCUUUUAAGUGAUUAUAUUUUGCCUUUUAAUCGAAAAGGCGAAGUCAUGUUUUAAGCUGCUUAAUAACUGAUUCGCUCUUUUUUUCGUGAGAAUGUAAGCAGAGUUAACCAAAACUCUUAGAAGGCGCACUCUUGAUUUCUAUCAGUGUUUGUCAUUCGUCCACUGUUAAAUAUGCCACUCUUUUUGCUGACUUUUAGGUCGACAUUUUUGCUGGCUUUCUGCACGAUGCUGUUGUACUGUAUGCACUUGCAGUCCAUGAAAUUCUACAAAAAGGAGGAAAUUUCACGGAUGGGAGAGCACUUAUGGCGCAUUUAACAAACAGAAGUUUCGAAGGUUUGUAAAAUCUCAUCGUUACAAUAGCCGCGUACGCCACAGUAUAACCCGCCACCGGUAGCGACGCUCAUUUUUUUUUUCUUUGUUACGCGGAAAGUCAAUGGAAGACCUGUUCGAGAUGGUACCAGCCGGCUGCCUUCUGACAAUUUCGAAAAAAACCAUCAAGAUUAAAUGGCACAAAGUCUUAAAGGGUGUAAUGAAGAUCUAAAUGCGACAAAAUUUAUAUUGUUUAUCUUACAACUUGCAGGAAUUUCUGGGCCUGUCUUCAUUGAUGAAAAUGGUGACAGAUCAUUGAGUCUCCAAAUGAAAAACUUUCACAAUGGUAAACUGUUUCAUAUGGCUAGCUACUUUCGUCGCACGGAGAAACUGGAAAUUUUGAAUGUAACAACUUAUUGGCCUGGUGGAAGUGUAGUUGCUCCACUGGGAAGACCCGAAUGUGGAUUCAACGGGGAAUUUUGCCCUCCUCCAGGUAGACGCAAUAUUAUUUAACGGCUUAGUGGAGUUAGGGUGUGUUCGAUUGAUCGUAUUUCGGAGUAAGAGUACGCAAAGGUUUUGUACGUGUACCGUGAUUUAUGGACCACUUAAACUCUACAAACAACAAAAUAUUUUACUUGAAGCAUAUAAACAUCAUGAUGAAUGCUAAUGCCACCAUAACUUUAGCUUAUACAAUGUUAGUGCGGAGCUUGAAUUCGAGUUUCCUUGAAUAUAAGUUGAGUUUUUAAUGAACAGGGCACAUCCUGGAAGUUUUUACCGUCAUGCUCAAUUCUCAAGUUGUACAUUUGUUAUUUUUGGCAGAAAUUUGGAAGAUUGCAGUGUACAUUACGUCAGGAUUUCUGGGAAUAACAAUUCUUUUACUUGCUCUUCUCUUUUAUUACAAGUAAGUGAUUAAAGAAGGGGAUGCUAAUACAGCUGUACAACGACCCAGGGGCUAGUUACACAAUAAUUGUCGGACGUAACAGAUAAUAUUCGACGUCCAGUUCAGUCACACUCUUUGUUUUGCUCGAGACGUUAGCAUUUGCAUCUGAGGUUAGGUUUCAUGUGGCUGGUCCCAGUUGUUCUAUUGUACUCAUGUGCCAGGACCAUUUCACUUCGGUUAAAGACACAAGUUUGGAUUGGUAAUUAUAUAUAGUCUUUUCUCAAAUAUUUACGGCUCGAAGGACUACACAUGAUUAGUUCGAAACAAAAUUUUUUAAUCACCAAAUAUUGCAGCUCAGGUUAUCAAAUGAGUGCCAUGCCUCGUUUAAUAUAGGUCAUUCAUCAUGCGAGACGUUGGAUGAUAAAAAAUUCUUUGAAAACUAGAUGCUACAUUUUCUCUUGCAAAAAGCGUUGAACGAUGUUUAACUACAAACAUUAACCACAAAGGACUGCAUGUUUAACUGUUAUUCCUAUUCGACAGUUGCACAUCUCCCAUACUACACCCUGAUUUCCCCUCCCGCCAAAGUUUUGGAUAAGCACUGUCUUCAAUUUUUCUUUGGACGACUUUAAGAGAAAUCAAAGAUGUGCAAAUAGUAAAUUAUAUGCAUCAAGAAAUGUGAGAUAAAAGCGGCCAUUUUAAGUGACCUCACAGUCUCAAAAUAUAUUAGUCAAUAUUAAGUAUCGCCAUUGUAUAAUUUCGCUAUAUAAAAUGGUGUUUUUUAAUGGAAAUAAAUACACUGAUCGUUCUAUUUUUUCACUUUAGGAGAAAAGCGUUCCGGGCAUCACUUUUGAGCCAGCAGUGGAAAGUUUUGUCACAAGAAGUGAGGUUUACAAGGAGACCUUUGGAUACCCGAAGUGUAGUAAGAAAACAAACAAAAUGUCACCACUAUGUACCGCCGGAAAAAAAUGAAGCUUAUGUUAUUAUCUGAACCGCGAUGGAGAGAAACAUGUAACAUUCAUCAUAUAAAAAAUGUGGAGCACAAAAAGCAGUCUGAUUACCCGGUGGGCUUCAAACCCAUGUCAUCCACGAUACGUGUCAGCCGCUCUAUCCACAGAUUUUAUCUGAGUUUUCUUCAAAAUCAAAUGUUUUUUAGAGCUUUAGACAGCUUAACACACAACGCUCCAACGGAAUUGCUUAUAGGACGUUGCCACAAAAUAACAACUACAACAAUAACAACUUUCACGUUUCAGUAUUUCUUUUUCAAUUAUUGGUAUUACCCUUUUUAAUUAUGUUGGUUACAAAGGCAAAAUAAACUAUUUCUUUAGAUCUGACUAACGAUGAUUGAGGAAAACUCUGUAGUUAUCGAAGUAUUUUUGACCACCUUAAUAUGGAUUUUUAAGCCUUAGCCUUUCACUUCGAUUGAGGGCGACCCUAGAAAUAAAAUGAUUUUGGAACGACAGUAAUGAUGCGUGAUAAUGAUGAUUAGGAUGAUGAUAGUGACGAUAACGGUCACUAUUUUAAGUGCAAAGAAGCAAUAUUGGUGAGCUUCCUAUGAAAAAAAAGUUAGAGAAGUAACAAAGUAUAUAUUUAUUGUUCAGAUUUCAAGCAUGUAUGGUGGAAGUUCUGCCGAAGGUAGCAUGAUUUCACGACAGAAUAGUCGAACUAGUGCUGACUUUGAUGAUUUUAGAGGACAAAUAUUCACUUGUGUGGCGGUCUAUAAGGUUUGUUACUACUUAAGUGUUACUGUGAUCGACUUCAACUUGAUAUGAUAAUGAUAAUGAUAAUGACAAUAAUAAAGUUACCACUGAAGACCUAAACUAACUGAAAAAUCUAUUAUAUACAUAAAAAAGUUACCAAAAGUUUUGUUAGUGUUCCUUCAUUUCAGCAUUAACAUUAUAGAAAGUUUCCAACAUUUUUGACAGAGAGGCAAUUGCGUUUCGUUGUGGUUUGUAGUCUUGUUAAAACACUAUUUACUUAACAAUCUUAUAAUCAUUACCCAGACAUUACAUUGCUGCAGACCCAGCACACCAUGCACUAUGGGUAAUCUUUUUAGACCCUGGUAAUUAUUUCUUUAACUUUGUUUUCACAGUCUAUUGUUGUGGCUGUUAAGAAGCUGAGGAAAGCACACAUAAGCCUUUCAAGAGAAAUUCUUAUGGAAUUAAAGGAAGUAAGUUAAAUGAGCCAGCAAUACCUCAGUGAGAAUGCAGAAAUGCAUAUUUAGCGGGAAAUAAAUCAAAUAUCCCUCUCUAGGGAUGUCUAACAAAUUGGACUUAAUUGUAUGUUGUAAAAUGAAAAGUGAAAAUUUGAUUUCAACUACCGGUACGCUCUUAGUCGACUGUUUUAGUCUGUAUCCAGCUAAGGCUAUGUUCAUACUAUGCCGGAGGGCUUUUUGUCCCUACACGAAAAGCCACCCGGUAUACCAUGAACAGAGCCCGUGGCGGCACAAGUCGUUGACACACAUCAUAGUUAGUUGAGCGGACUGAUUAUGAAAGUCGGCAAGCCUUAAAGAGCGAAACAAUCAAGCCGUCUCUGAUGUUGAACGAACCUGUCACGUGAUUGCAACGGUGUACAAACUCAAACACACUCUCAAAGAAGGCAGAUGCAGGAGACGAUUUAUUCUUGUUUGGCGAUGAUUUUGAGGCGAUUUUAGACAUUCUUGACGAAGUUGAAGCACUAUAGAAAAUAUUUUAAUAGUCCCCUCUACUAACUAUGCACACAUCAAACAUCGUGCCGGGCGCGGUUGGCCGAGGGGCUUUAGUGCACUUAAUUCUAGUCCUCACUCCUAAAUUUUUACUUCCGUCACAGUAAUCCAGUGCUCGCUCCCACUUAUUUACUUAUUUCCCACUUAUUUGCUUCCACGGGAAUGCGAACAGGUGUUCACAUUGCAAAGAAUGGAUCAAAAGCGAUCCGAUAUGUGACGCUCCACUUGCGAGAUCGGCGCGGCGCGGCGCAGCGUCAUUCCGUAGCAGAAAUUGCGCCGAAAUCUCGGUUCUUGUAUUUGGAUAGAAGUUCUUUGCGGUAAGAUUUCCGUAGCUGUGCAAAAGCCAUCCGGUAUAGUACUAGUGUUAACAUAACUUAAAGGUAGAUUUUCUUGUUCCAACUUUCCAUUGUUUUAUUGUCUUAGGUAUUUGACCUGCAACAUGUAAAUAUCAAUCGUUUCAUUGGCGCAUGCGUGGAUUCGCCAAAUAUAUGGAUACUAACGCAGUACUGUAACAAAGGAAGCCUACAGGUGACUAGUGCAUUACUUUAUAACUACAAAGUUAAGAUUAAUAUUUAUGCGCAUGCUCAGACGUAAUGACUAAUGAAUAAAAAUGUAAAGUUUGCUUUCUUAAUAGUUUCUACCUCUAGUUUUUAGUUUUGAAAGUCAAGCUUGAGACGUUAUCAGUUUAGCAAAAAAAAUUGCGACAACAUGAUGCGAUAUCUAUCUAUAUAUACUUUUUGGUUUUACUAAAGAGUUGUCUUUUUUCCACAUUUAGGACGUUUUAAACAAUGAGAAGAUGAAGUUGGACUGGAUGUUUCAAAUAUCAUUUGCGUCGGAUAUCGCAAGAGUAAGAAACUAUGCGCAAAGCAUGCUACAUAAAAUUAACAAAUCGAGCACAAUUUUCUAUGGUCUACACUCUUAGAGACCAUAGAAGAGGACGUCAUAAAAUGUUCAGAACUCAAGUGGAACCACGAGCCGCAGGUGAGUGGUUUCACUGCAACGUUUUGAACAUUUUAUGGCGUCAUUUCUAUGGUCUAUAAGAGUGUAGACAUGGAAAGUUGUGGUCGAUUUGUUUUUUACAAUAACAUUUAUUUUUUUCCGAAAAACCAAAAACAAAACCGUUACUGCGUGACAUGUUACGUCAUUUUCAUGGGCUAUAACUCUCGAUCAAUCAGCGCGCUAGGAUUCACACAGUUAUUGUAAAACACCUAUUAGCUUUAGCUUAAACGUGUCAGAACUCACUCGUGAUUGUUUCAUAUUGGUUUUAUGUUAGUUCUUUUAUCUUCAACGUUUUAUCAGGUUUCUUCUAAAGCUUUGAUCUUGUAAAAUAAUGGGCAAAACAGGGGCGAAACAUUUGAGUUCAUCAAAAAUUUGUGAGAAAUUGGUUAAGUUUUUUUUCCCGUUCUAUUUAAGGCCGAUCCUUAGUACAUACAUCCCUGCAAUUUUGCCACGUAGAGAACGGCAAUGCACUUAAUCAAUGGAAAAAAAGCGUGACCCAUAUAACCUGUGUUUUUUGUGUACAUGAAACGCGUAAUAGAAGGGAAACGUUGGCUUGUGACUCAAACAGAUCCUCAUUAAAAAGACUGGACCUUUUUCUUUAAAAGCCUCUUGAUUUACAAAUUGUUUUUGAAAUCUCUUUAGGGCAUGAGUUUUCUGCACAAAAGCUCCAUAGGUUGCCAUGGAGACUUAAAGUCCUCCAACUGUCUAAUAGACAGCCGGUGGGUUUGUAAAAUAACUGAUAUUGGACUCGAGAAGUUUAAAGGAGGACAGAAGUCUGAUCCAAGUAUUGGAAUUGACGCAGAAUAUAAUGGUAAAUACCAGGAACCAUCCAUAUUCAAUAUUACUAGCCUUAACAUCUUUUCACGAGUGAAAUAACGCGAGGAUUCGCUGUACUUUUUCGUGGUCGAUUUGAUGUGCGGGACUAUUGGUUGCACCGUGGUUGCUUACGAUUGGUGCAUUACAAAACUCACUCAAGGUAAUCGGUAGCUUAUUGAUACCAUCGCCUAAGGAAGACCAGCACUGUGCGGUCGAAACUUAGUGAUCAAUAACAAAGUGACUGUCUUUAGUAAAACGACAUAAACAUUUCACGGUGAACAACAUCUUUCUUUAUAUUGAUCAGGGUGAAUUACUUGUAUUCUGGAUAGAACGUAUUUCGUAGAGGGCUCAAUUCAUUUAAUUGAAGAGCGUUGACUGUUAACAAUCACAGGAGUUCAGGCUUCAGGAGUAAUCAUUGAUCGUUUUUUGCGACAGUGCUGUUUCGUAUGGUCCGAAAUUGUAGGACCACACUCAUCAGGCAACUUCAACGAUUGACUGUUAACAUUAAAAGCUGGCCGUACAAUAUAGGGAUGUGUUAAGAUCAUAAAUUAUAUGUGUAACACAUUGCAGGUCUGUUAUGGCGUGCGCCGGAGCAUUUAGAAGGAGUAAACAGUGCAUCCAAGUCACAACAGGGAGAUGUAUACAGUUAUGGCAUUAUAGCACAGGAGAUUCUACUAAGAGAUCUUCCAUAUUGCAAAAACGACGUUAUGGACGCAAAGAGUACGUCCUUAACAUUACCUUUAACAGUUAGUAUUUAGCUAUAUCAAUGAAACGGCUGCAGAAAUAAAAAUUUAAAUCAUAUUCUCUCUUCCUCUUUUAAGAGAUCUCCCCAUAGGAGGAGAUUAGGAACCUUAAGAUGUGGUCAAAAGUACGAAAAUGUGCCCUGAAGAGGCCCUCCCUCUAAUGCAUUUUUCAGGCUUGGAAAUCCGUCGCCUAGGUGUUUAAAGAGCCGUCAGUAAAAUAUUUCAAACAGGUGCACCCUGUGGUAGUAUCAUUUUAAUUAUUUAUUUUCUUCCGCUAAUUGGUUCAUCAACUUUAUUCAAAGGAUUGAGAAAAGGGGUGCGUUGUGCGUAAGUAGAUAGGAAAAGGGGGGAUACCAUUUUUAAAUAGAAGGUAUUCUCAAGACGGUGCCUUUUCAAUCAAGAAUAGUAAAUUUCGGGACGAAGCCCCUUCCCCCCUCCCCCCCACCCAUUGUCCCCGGUCUAAAUCUUUGUCCAGUACCUCUAGAGGAAAGGGAUCUUAAAACAAUUUCUAAAUAUCAUCUUUUACCUUCAUACGGUUUCUUUAGCUACGAGGACAUUUUCCAAAUAAACAAGACAAUUUAAUUACCUACUUUUCGUAUGUUUUGACCAGAACGUUUCUCGUUAAGUAUGUGCUAUCCGCCUGAGAAAGGUUCCCCUUUACAAAGGGUUUAAAUCAGACACACGGCAUUAAGAAUUUCCUUGUUGAUGAAAUUUUUAAAUUUUUGUCUGCAGCAAUUGUUGUCAGAGUGCAGGGGAGAGAGAAUCCUCCAUUCCGUCCUGUUAUACCAAACAGUUAUAAUGAUAGUUUCUUUGUGAGAAUGAUGCGGUCUUGUUGGGAUGAAGAUCCAGUUAUUAGGCCGAAAUUUAGUGACAUUCUUCAAACAAUCAAGAAAAUAAAUAAUGGAAAGUAAGUACGUUGUGGUAAGAGGGGAGAAGUUAAUAAGAUGCUUAUUACAGAAGUUUACUAAGGCCCUGCUUAUAUGGAGAAAACUUGGCCUGGGUAGAAGAAUCACUCGCCUACCCGAGCGACCCUGGGUGGGCCAACUUUUCCAACAUUUCCUUACAAAGUAGACACAUUGAAUUCUGCAAAGUUGAUCGUACUACGUGAAAAUUAACUUUGCAAGAUAUCAACACGACACUGAAAGAAUCCAAAACAGAGCCGGGUUGUAGCCGUAGACAGCUGUUAAUUCACCAUUAUCGUGUUUUCUGUUUUGGGUUCUUUCGGUGUCGUGUUGAUGUCUUGCAAAGUUAAUUUUCACGUGGUACGAUCAGCUUUGCAGAAUUCAAUGUGUGUACCUUGUAUAUUUUUGCUGAUCAGGUCUUCUCUAGAUCCCACGUUCUGCCGCAUAUUCGUUUACAGUCCUUUGCAGUCAAUCUAUUUUUCUUACAAAUCUUAGCGAGCCGUUUACAUGAUCGAGAAACAAAACGUUGCCUGAUCGGCGAGAAGGGGCGACCCACCUAGGCGGGUCACCCUCUUAGCCGGACAACUUUUCCAGACAUAAACACUUUGGCUCGCCCAGCUAAACUGCGAGCAGUCUCUUAUUUUUCUUUGCAAAGUUACUGCACGCGAAACCUAAGCACGCGAGCGGCAAAGCCGCGAGAAACGACGUCGUGGUUUGCAAUCGCGCUGGAUGAGAUAAGAACUAGACGGAUUUUAAGAGAAAAGGCGGACUGCAAGCAGUCUAGCCAAGCCGUCUCAACUCGGUCAAGGCAAGACAAAUCAGAGCAUGCGAGAGCGCUGUUGUCAGCUUUUGGCUCAAGCAACGAAGUCAUGACAACUUUAUUCUCAUAUAAACGCACGCUAAAAUUAACUCGUAUGGGCUAGGUGACCAACUUUCCCGGGACAACUUUUUUCCAUAAAAAUGGGGCCUAAGCGAGGGUAGUAGGAAAGUAAAAUAUCAGACAAAUCGCACCGUCAAUACAUGCCUUACAAGUUUUUCAGGGUUUUUCAAAAUCAAGUAUCGGAAGUUAUUAGUAGGAUUUUUUUACCAAUAAAAAGACGAUGUAAGGGCGAUGUUUACUUUUAAGAAUAUAUUGCGCAAUUCAUGUUGUUUUUGUUUUUGCUGACAGAGAGAUCAACAUCAUGGACAAUAUGAUUGCAAUGAUGGAAAAAUACACAGAUCAUCUAGAAGAAACAGUACUUGAAAGAACACAACAACUGGAGGAGGAAAAGCUAAAAACCGACGCUUUGUUAUACAGAAUGUUACCAAAGUAAGAAUUUUCGGCUAAUAAUUAUAGUUUUUCGUGAUUCAGUAUACUUUGUUAUUGCCUUUGAAAGCUUACUUGGCACUAAUGUUGUUAUAACUUUUGGUUUGCAAUUCAUGACAUUUGACAUCUGACAAUUGAGGCGGACGCCGUACCUGGCCUUGAGCUAAGAUUCAAAACUGAAGAAAGAGUCUGUUGUUUCAAAUCUUCUAACGCGCCAAAACUCCCUUAAAUUAUUUACCAAGUCACCUUUUUCAGUGAUUACCUUAUUGGUACUCAAUUUCGCGGAUCUUUAAUUCCGCGUUUUUCGCGUUUGCAAAAAAAUCACCAAAAAUAAAUCCUCUCGAAAUUUAAGCUCACGAUCUUAAAUCACAGCAAAAAAAUAUUUUGACUUGAAAUAGCAACAACAUAUACAGCAUAUGUAUCGACAAUAUGACUUGUUAACUGAUCAUACUGGUAAGCUCUGUUUUUUAUCUUCAGUAGAUUAAGUAAUUUAGGUUAUUAGUAAUUUGAAAUUAUUAUCGAUCCUAUGCAGGAGUGUAGCAGAGCAGUUAAAACGCGGUGAACCAGUGACAGCAGAAACUUUUGAUCAGGUCACCAUAUUCUUCAGUGAUAUCGUCGGCUUUACUUCACUGGCCUCUGAUAGUAAACCAAUGGAGGUAACUCACAUCUAAACCAGGGACUGGUUAAAUAGCAAUGUUGGCUUUAUUUUGUCAAGGCAAACCCCCCUGGUCCUUUUAUUAAGUCAGGGAAGAGUUUUAAGGGACGCGAGAGCAGCGUCUUCAGUGUCCUUUUUGCAAAUUCUGAGUUAAUAAGCUCACUCUGCCUUUUCUUGUCAUGUCACUUUACGGAGUGCCACGUAGCACCGAGACCUUUAUAACUGACAAGCAAAGUUUAUGAGAAACAUUUUAACAGUAAAGUGACAGAACUAAAUAAGGUUAGUUUAUGUGCAGCACAUAACACUAAAAUGGUGUUAAUAAAAUGUAUUCAGAGAAAACUUUUUUCUUUACAGAUCGUAAACUUACUAAAUGAUCUUUAUACCUGCUUUGAUAACAUCAUUGAUUGUCAUGACGUUUACAAGGUAAGCAUAAAUAAACUUGAAUUCUAGAUUGUUAAGUUAUCAUUGGAAUGCCCGCGCAAUGCUUCUAUACAUAUCUGCGUCACUUUAGUGUUUUACAAGGUAUAAUGCUCUACUUUUUUACGAUUUCGUCAUUGCAAUACAUGUAUUAGAAAUUAGUGAUUGUCAUUUCUCGCGUUACAGUGAUGGCAACAUUACUGUCAACGUAAAUGUUGUUAAUAUCUUUUCAGUCAUAAAAGAUUAACGGUUGCUAAGAAAAAAAUAAAUUAUACUUUUACGUUUCUUUGUAUUCUUCUUAGGUUGAGACAAUUGGUGACUCUUACAUGGUAGUGUCUGGUCUGCCAAACCGAAAUGGUAUCAAACAUGCAGGAGAGAUAGCAAAUAUGUCUUUAGAUCUGUUAAGUGAUAUGUGUAAUUUUAAAAUCAAACAGCAACCACAGAAACAGCUACAGCUACGAAUUGGGUUGCAUUCAGGUAAGCUAGGUUAAAUAGGUUUGACGUAAUAUCUCAGUAACGCGCGAGUUAUUCCUUUGGUUUUUAUACACCUGGAAACAAAUUAUUGAAUAAUAGUUUCUUUUAUGGAUCAUUGCUUACAAACGGUAUUCAAGAUCCAUACGUAUGAUAUUCAUAUAAUAAAAUACAGUCACGUGAUUGAGCAAUUAUAUAACAAUAUAAAAAUUAAUAUUUCUUCAUCAUACUACCGAUAAUCCGCGUUCGAUAUAUUAAAAUUCUAACAUGACACCGAGACUUUAGGGACAAAAUUGCAACUUUUUUACGACUCCAUAUCUAGCAAUUCCCAGAAGAGACUUGAGUACAAAGAAAACCAAAUCAAAUAUAGAAAAAUGAUCAGAAAGCCUCAGAGUCAUGUUAGAAUUUUAGUGUAUCGAAGGUGAGCUAUUGACAAUAUAAGGACAACUGAGGGCAAGGUCGUGAAAACCGAACAGGCGACACCUCAAAUUUGAUUACUUUCUUUUACAUCGUAAAGUUGAUAAUCUUCGUUUGCAAGCGUCCUCGUAGCUCCGUAGUCAAAUUCUCAUACGACCUGAUUACCUUGCCGGCUGCCAUUUUUGUGUGCAAAUUGCGUAGGGACAAAUAGGAAAAAAAUCAAUUUAUAUUAUUACUUGUCUGUCAGGUUCAUGUGUGGCUGGGGUUGUAGGUCUUAAGAUGCCACGAUAUUGUUUAUUUGGUGAUACUGUAAAUACAGCCUCCCGAAUGGAGUCUAGUGGACUAGGUGAGUUAUCAUUGAAGUGACAGAAAGUAUUGAAAACGUUUAUUAUUCUAUUAAACACACAGCAAUUUUGACAUUAUGGAAGAACUUAAAUUUGAUGGUAAUUGUCUUUGUGACAAAUCAGGCAACCGUUUUUGUUGUUGUUGUUGUUUUUUUGUUUUUCUAGCUUCCAUUAUUCGUAGCAACGCCACUAUUCCCGCGAGAGACUCCGCAACAAAAUAGAGACUAUGUAAUCCGCGGAAAUUUAAUAGGUGCACGCGCAAUGUGUUUGUCUUUGAAAUGGUUAAUUUUUCUUCCAAAUAGCGUACUCAGUUUCGAUGUUUUUACUCUUCCGGCCUGCGCGCCCCACCCUCCCCCACUGAUGAACUAGCUCUCAUCCAAGAGCCGUACUGCCACGGACUGAUAAAAAACGUGAAGACAUUGUUACAGAAAGACCCAUAAAUUUCUAGAUAUAAUUUCUUGUCUAAAGAAACAAAUUUAUAUAAUGGAUUGGCGCCCGAACCACUAAAAAAUAUGCAAGACUACAGAACAGCUAUCAGCUAUUUGGCAGUUGGUUAAACAUCUUUCUUUCUGUUUACAACAAAAAAGGGAAGGACGGACUUCAAACCAGUGCAGUGUUUGGUUUCCCAACGAUCAAUAACAGGGGUAGUGGCUUCUACCGGGUGAUUGUUAAGUAUGGUUUUCUUUUCAGCUCUUAGGAUCCAUCUCAGUUCUCAAUGCAAAUCAUUAUUGGAUAUGAUCGGUGGUUAUCACACUGAGGAAAGAGGCUGGACCUCAAUGAAGGUAACAAUUAUCGUAUUAUUUUUGUAUUUUAUUUAAGGAGCCCCAACCUCUUUCGUACCUUCAAAAAUAAAUUACCAUAGUUUUGUUUUGGUUUGUUUUGACAGGGGCGGAUCUAGGGGGAGGGUGCAGGGGGUGCGCCCCCCCCCCCCCCCCCCCCCCCCCCUUACCUUCAAAAAUAAAUUACCAUAGUUUUGUUUUGGUUUGCUUUGACAGGGGCGGAUCUAGGGGGAGGGUGCAGGGGGUGCGCCCCCCCCCCCCCUUGAGAUGACCUGCGGUUUUCUAAUACAACUGGUGUUCUGCAAAAAAAAAUACUAUGCGGUUUAUUGGUGUUGAAGUAGAGUAAGAGACGAGUGUACCCCCUCCUAAAAAAAAAAUCCUGGAUCCGCCCCUGUUUGAACUUACCUAGAAAUCACGAAAAGUGACCUGACAUAGCCCAUAGAAAAAGAUCUAAAAGAUCCUUAUCAAAAGUAUUUGAUGUAUAUGUUGUGGUUCAAUCUUAUCCUUAGUUCAAAUUUUAUUUUCCUCUGUUUUAAACUCAUCAUACAUUACCAAACCCGAGAUCAAAGGGAAAUAAAAUUUAAACCAAGGAUAAAAUUGAGCCACAAUACAUAUACUUGAUUCAAAAGAGGUCGAUUCGGGUAUUGGUCAAUUGCGACUGAAGCAAAUCAUUGCAACGAAUUCCCGCAAAAUGCCCAAGUGCCCGAUGCCUUUUGCCAAUGACCCAUUUCCAAAGCAACCUUUAUGGAAUUAGGUAUAUAAGGCUGGUACUAAGGGAAUACAACACUUUUCUGUUAUUUCUUGAUGUUCCGUCGUUACGCCACUCAAAAUUACAUAUUUGGAUUUAUCUCACAGAAGACUCAUUUAUUACAAUUUUGCUUCACUAGAAAAAAUAUUUAAUUCAUUAAACUACCAAAAAUUUUCGAUGAGGUUUUUUUCUUGUUUCUAUCUCUCAGGGAAAAGGAACAAUGCUUACCUAUUUCUUGAAUGGCCGGGACGGCUUUACCAAACCGCUACCGGAUCUUUGCAAGGCAGUAUCAUUGGAAGAUCAUAACUUUAAAUAGGGCUUCUAUUCAUGCACAGGAACAGUGAUUUCAGUGCGAUUUCUUUAACGGAGCCAAACGGCGAUUUCUAAAGUGGAGAGUCACAUAUCGGAUAGGUGUUCAUACUAUACAGGAUAGAAUUCGUGUCGGUCGCCAUGAAAAGCAGUCUAGUAUCGUGUGAGCAUAGCCUUAGAUACUGUGACCAGCAAUAUUUUCUUUUCACGACUUAUAUCUAUGAACUAAAGGUAUUAUUUUUGUUAAGAAAAAUUUAUCAGAAAAGAUGUCUUGGUGCAUUUUUUUUUUAUUACCAGAAGGAUGAGACGACAUUUUAUCUGUAAGCGUAGGCAGGCGGAGCUAAAAUGUGCGGUUAAAUUGUAAAUUAAAUCAACCAAGUAAAUA
This is a messenger RNA of Porites evermanni, 19078 nucleotides long. NCBI's taxonomy places the organism in Eukaryota, Metazoa, Cnidaria, Anthozoa, Scleractinia, Poritidae. The record is from the annotation of a GenBank genome assembly.